GAGUUCGCGUUUAGUUCACUUGUGAAACUUAACUCUGCGACUAACAAAUGGGACGUCCGCGCACCAUUGACGUAACCAACUUGGUGGUAAUAUUCCCCGAUAAGAACUUUUGCCGCUGCGUGCUUUGCGAUAGGACCCUCGCUGGCUGCUUGCGGAGCAACAUCAAGCGGCAUUACCAGCGCCUGCAUCCAGAAGUCGUCUUGCCACGACCCCAAGACACAGGAUCUACCGGACAGACGAAAAAAUCAGUUACAGAGGUAUCAAAGAUGGGACGAACACCGAUUAUGGACACACGAACUUUGGUUAAUUUGCAGCCGGAUGGAAGGCGUUGCCGUUGCCGGAUCUGCGACAAGACACUCAUCUUCCUCUCGGGCAAUGUGCGUCGUCACUACAAGAAUUAUCACCCCCAGCACAUACCGGAUCGGCCGUCGUACAAUCCUCCAGCCGAGAAUAGGAAGCACUUGAAUCGCAGUCGAAACAAAGCGGAUCUAACUAUAGACCCUGCCACAAUAAUGACCACCACCAUGGAAACGGGCGACGAGGAUGAGAAGGCCUCUAGUAGCCGGCUCUCCAGUGACCAGUUCGAGAGCAUCUUCAUUGGAAAGUCGGAGGUGCCGGAUGUAGUGGAAGUGGACUUCUCAGGCGACCAACUGAUCGAUCACGAUAAGAUGCGUUACUCACAAUCACUGAACCAGUCAGAGCCGCCCAUUACAGCAGCCAUGACGAUGACCAGUACACCCUCUGCAUCAGCUUCUGCUCCGAGGACUUCCUCUGUAGCUCUCCUACCGUCCCCGACACUGUCUGGAGACGACGCCUUCUUUCUUCAAUAUCUGGGUAACAAGUUUGGAAACUAUUCCACGCGCACCAAGCACACGGUUCAGUUCCAAAUCAAUCGAAUCUUGUACAGGGCCGAUAUGGGCUGCUUCGAAGAUGCCGACGCGAGCCAAUUAAAUGAAUCCGAAAUUGUCUAGAAAUAAGCAGAAAGUCCCGUUAUAACAAAGUUAAUUGUAACCGUACCAUUGUUUCAUUGUACCAUUUAUGUAUAUAAUAAAUAUAUGUUUGUUUGUUUGUAUGUAUGUA
This is a messenger RNA of Drosophila persimilis, 1080 nucleotides long. RefSeq lists its product as uncharacterized. The record is from RefSeq and is a predicted model, not a curated record. Bases 48 to 971 code for a protein of 307 amino acids. Lineage: Eukaryota; Metazoa; Arthropoda; Insecta; Diptera; Drosophilidae. The transcript has 3 exons.